This is a messenger RNA of Talpa occidentalis (Iberian mole), 1333 nucleotides long. RefSeq names its product mitochondrial ribosomal protein L24 (gene MRPL24). Bases 608 to 1258 code for a protein of 216 amino acids. Gene Ontology annotation, molecular function: structural constituent of ribosome; RNA binding. The record is from RefSeq and is a predicted model, not a curated record. Gene Ontology annotation, cellular component: ribosome; mitochondrion. The transcript is spliced from 7 exons. Lineage: Eukaryota; Metazoa; Chordata; Mammalia; Eulipotyphla; Talpidae. Gene Ontology annotation, biological process: translation.
GCCGCCUUUCCGGCGUGUUGGGGCAGAAGGAAAAGGUCUAGGGGGCCGGCUUCUGUGACCUGCCAGAGCUUCCUCCCAGACUGGCCGAGGUUAAGAGACUUCUUGGCGCAAUCACGCAGGAGUCUUGAACCUUAAGAUUAACUCUGCUUCUGUCAAGCUCUGUGAACUCUGAGGCUAGUCGCUUCAGCUCCCAGACCCUGCUGUCCUUGUCUAGAAAAAGAAUCUGUCAGCUCCCCUUUUGGAACCGUGACAAUCAAAUGCCGAAGGAGUGAAGGUCCCCGUUUUCCAUUUGUCACAUGGUAGUGCGGCCGGAGCGUUUGCUGAGUCUGAAAACUCCUAGGUCCUUUGGUUCAUACCACUACAUCAAGUUCUAUUGAAUUGAGGGAUGAGCUAGAUAGCAUGGUCCCUGGCCUCCCUGAACUUUUUGGAUUUUGAAGUCAUCUCUAAGUGAAUUUGCAUGCCGGCUCUCUGGAACGCAGUAGCCUCUGACCAUUGACAAGUCAUUGAACUUGUGUUAUUUCCGCAUCUUCAAGUGAAGAUAAUAUUUUAUGAGGAUUCAGUGAAACAAGGUCCACUGAGCAAUGAAGGAAUUUCUCAGCCUCCAGCCAUGCGACUCUCUGCCUUGCUAGCCUUGGCAUCCAAGGUCACUCUGCCCCCCAACUACCGCUAUGGGAUGAACCGCCCAGGUUCCCUGGCAGACAAGAGGAGGAACCCUCCAGGGCUCAGGCGACGACGGGUGGCUGUGGAACCCAUCUCUGAUGAAGACUGGCAUCUGUUCUGUGGGGACAGGGUAGAGAUCCUAGAAGGCAAGGAUGCCGGGAAGCAAGGCAAAGUGGUUCAAGUUAUUCGGCAGCGAAACUGGGUGGUCCUUGAAGGGCUGAAUACGCAUUACCGUUACAUCGGCAAGACCAAGGAUACACGGGGAACCAUGGUCCAGAGUGAAGCACCCUUGCUCCACCACCAGGUCAAACUCGUGGAUCCUGUGGACAAGAAACCCACUGAGGUAGAGUGGAGAUUCACUGAAGCAGGAGAGCGGGUACGAGUCUCCACAAGAUCAGGAAGAAUUAUUCCCAAACCUGAAUUUCCCAGAGAUGAUGGUAUCAUCCCUGAAACAUGGAUUGAUGGCCCCAAAGAUACGUCAGUGGAAGAUGCUCUAGAAAGAACCUACGUGCCCUCUCUAAAGACCCUGGAGGAAGAGGUGAUGGAGGCCAUGGGGAUCCAGGAGACCCGGAGACACAAGAAGGUCUAUUGGUAUUGAGGAGUCUGAAGGGCAGCUUCUCUCCUCCUUGUCUUGCCUUAGCUGGGCUCGUCUUCUUCAGAUACCAAUAAAGAG